AUGGCCGAAGUUCGCAGAAAAGGAGGAGACUCCAGCGACCAGUUAAGCGUUCUCGGCCAGUACGAGGUUCAGUUUAGUCUCUUCAAGGAGAAAAGCUUUCAAUGGCUGGCGGAAAAUGGACUUGGAUAUGCGGAAUGGCUGGUGGACAAUAUGAGGACCGAGACUGCUACAACAGCACCGUUGUCAAAGAACAAAUACUCGUUUAAAAACUAUUUAAACAGUUUUUUUCCGAUGGCCAGAGUGUUGUGCAGUUGA
This is a messenger RNA of Paramuricea clavata, 255 nucleotides long. NCBI's taxonomy places the organism in Eukaryota, Metazoa, Cnidaria, Anthozoa, Malacalcyonacea, Plexauridae. The record is from the annotation of a GenBank genome assembly.